AUCCCUCGAUCGACAUCCUUCUCCUCACCACGUCGAUCGGUGGCCUGGGCCUGAACCUCACCGGAGCUGACACUGUUAUUUUCGUAGAACACGACUGGAAUCCCUGCAAGGAUUUGCAGGCAAUGGAUCGUGCCCAUCGAAUCGGCCAAGAGCGGAUGGUAAACGUCUACCGUCUCAUUACUGCGGACAGUAUUGAGGAGCGCAUCAUGAGUCUGCAGGUGUUCAAGCUGCACAUUGCGCGCACAGUGGUCUCCGAGGAGAAUCAGUCCAUCACGGAGGCGGACACGGGCCGCAUCUUUGAUAAUCUCGUCUACUCCUCAUCGGCGACCGGUGCCGCUUCG
Messenger RNA from Dibothriocephalus latus, 341 nucleotides. Lineage: Eukaryota; Metazoa; Platyhelminthes; Cestoda; Diphyllobothriidea; Diphyllobothriidae. The record is from the annotation of a GenBank genome assembly.